UACAAAAAACAGUUAGUUGUAAAAAAACAAUGUUUGAAUUUACAAAAAACGGUUUGGUUACAAAUUAAGGAUAGUUUUUACAAACAGGGGCAUGUAGCAAAAAAACAUAUAAUUUUUGUACUAGCCUAUAAUUUUCUUUUUACCUGUGUUCACGCAGCUUUAAAUAUAAUUUUCUAUUUACCCCCAAAUGGGGGCACGCAGCCUCUACCGUUUUUUUUGUUGUAUACAUAUUAUGAAAGCUAAUUUAGAUUAUCCAGAAAAGGUAAUUAAGCCGUUAAAAAUAUUUCAGUCAUCAUUUUUAGGGAAAAGCAAAAAUCAAUAUAAUAAAUCAAUACUGUUAAUAUUAAAUAAUGAUAUAUUUCAAAAAAAUAAUAUUGAUUCUAAACUCUUAUGUGAUGAAUAUAAAUUUUUUGAGCAUUGUAUAACAAAAUUAUGGAGUGGAGUUGAUUAUAUUGCUUUAACUGAUGGAGCCAUCAAUAUUAUUGAAAAAAUCAAUCUUAAAUUAUCUAAUAACAUGAAACCAUUUAUUCCAGAUUUGAUUGCAGGUGAUUUGGAUUCAUCUGAUAUUCAAUUGCUAUCUAAAUUUAAUGAUCUUGGUACAAAUAUUAUUAAAAUAAAUGAUCAAAAUCAAACAGAUUUUACAAAAACAAUAAGAGUUAUAGGGAAAAUUUUAGGUGGGAAUUUAUCAUAUUUGUCUUAUGGGUUAGAUGAUUCUCAGAUUUCUUUCCCAUUUAAUGCUAAAAUUAAUUUCGCAAAGACCAAAAAUAAUGAUAUUUAUUAUGAAAUUAUUGUGUUAGGAGGACUAAAUGGCAGGUUUGAUCAUGUUAUUGCUGCUAUAAAUACAUUAUACAUAACAUUUAGAGAUUUCAUUGAUUAUAAUAACAAGAUUGAUAAUCAUUAUUCAAAGCCAAAUCCUUUACCCUUGAUUUAUCUUGUAUCUCCUCAAAGUAUUGCCAUGUUGAUAGCCCCUAAAUUUAUAUAUAAAAUUAUUCUUGAUACAGGUUUUGAAGGUGAAGCCUGUGGAUUAAUUAAUUUUGCUGGAAAAUGCAAAGGAAUAAUUACACAAGGUCUAAAAUGGAAUCUUAAUUUGGAUGACACUUUAGAAUUUGGAAAAAUGAUCAGUACCUCUAAUAGUUAUAAUUUUAAAUUAAAUUCUUAUGAUAGUAACACGUCCCAAGAUUAUGGAAAUACCUAUAUUAAAGAAAUCAAAUUGCCACAAAUUGAGAAAAUUGUAACUAUAACUACCCUGAAUGAGCCUAUUAUCUGGACUAUGGAGAUCAACAUUCCUAUAAAUAUAUGAGUGGUAUACAAUCACAUUAAUACUAUAGACUGCCGAUUAAUAUAUUUGAAGUGGCGAAAAUUGAAGUGACUGGUGGCCAUUUUGUGUUUGUAUCUUUUACGAAAGAACCAUAUGAUAAUUUCAUAAAUUUCAGUAUAUAUGAAUCAAAUAAAGGUCACUACUGAAUAUGAAGAAAAGAAAGUUAGAUGUGAUAUCUGUUUACAUUCCCUAAUUUAAUUCCGCAAACGACAAUAAUUAUACAUUAAUAAAAAUUAAGAAUUAUGGUGGAUUGAUAAUACCAUCCCAAAGCGUGUCAAAUUUAUGCAAAAUAACAGAGAGCUCAUUCAGGGCUUUUGAAAAAGUAGAUGAAAUAACCAAAAGACAUGCUGUUAAAAAAAUAGAAUGUCUAAUAUUGUCAAAAAUAUUAGGCACAAAUAUCCUUAGUGACCUGCAAGAUCAUAUGGAUCAAGAGGCAGGGUUAAGUCAUUAUCAAAUUAUAAUAAGACUUAUAAUAAAAAGAUACCUUCACAUAAGAAUGCAUCAUUAUGGUAAUAAAGUAAAUCAAAAAUUACAAUUAAAUAUCAGGCAAAAACUAAACAAGGCUGUACUUUUUCAAGGGCAAUAAACCAAGUGAAGAACAAAUUAUCUGAAAAUUUCUAAUGACUUUAUUGGUUAUAAUAAAUUAAUUUUAUUAGACAUAAAUAUAACAUAUAUAUAUUAUUUGUAUUUAUUAUUGAUUUAUAAGAUUAAUAUUUUCUUUU
Messenger RNA from Gordionus sp. m RMFG-2023, 2040 nucleotides. Its product is annotated as thiamin pyrophosphokinase 1-like. Gene Ontology annotation, molecular function: thiamine binding; ATP binding; thiamine diphosphokinase activity. Gene Ontology annotation, biological process: thiamine diphosphate biosynthetic process; thiamine metabolic process. The transcript has 5 exons. The coding region runs from base 188 to 1300 and encodes 370 amino acids. The record is from RefSeq and is a predicted model, not a curated record. Lineage: Eukaryota; Metazoa; Nematomorpha; Gordioida; Chordodea; Parachordodidae.